Messenger RNA from Chara braunii, 1713 nucleotides. NCBI's taxonomy places the organism in Eukaryota, Viridiplantae, Streptophyta, Charophyceae, Charales, Characeae. The record is from the annotation of a GenBank genome assembly.
UUCACCCCCUCCCCAACUUUUUUUUUUUUUUGGCUGACCCCGAAUUUUGCCCAUGCGGUGCACCGGGUGCGCGCGCCACGUGCGCAAUGCGCAGUGCGCCGCAUGUGCGCAAGUGGCGCGCACGGGAUGCGCCGCAAAAGAAUGGAUUGAUGGGGCUGGAUGAUACUCCUGUGGUAUCUGCUCACUUUGACUUCGCCUGGGUGUCAUGUGUGCACUACAAUGUCAUUCGGCAGUAUGUCGAGGGUCUCUACAAGGAACACCUCAUGGCAAAUGAAGAGGCGGACCAGCUUAUUCAGUCCGGGAAUAUUCUUGAAGGGCUGGAGCUGUACGCACGGCAGCACGACUGGCAAAAGGUACACAACUUGGCAUCCCUCCAAGGACCAGAAGUUGCUGCAAAAUAUGCAGCGCGUCAUGCAAAGCAUUGCAUCCAGAUGGGCGAGAUCGCUGAGGCCGUUGGAGUGCUGUUGCAGAAUGGAGUUAGCACAAACCCUGCUUACUUCGAUCUUUAUAAGCACAUUUGCCAUGAAUUGAUCAGUGGGCUGAAUGAUGAUGUGCAAAUGGAGCGAGCAGCACAGGUUCUCCUAACGGAUUACCUAAGGUGCCUACCGUCAGAGGUAAGGACCAAGCUGGUUGACGAAGCCUAUGUUGAACAGCACACCUUCGCUUCUUUUAGUAAGAAAGCUCCGGACAUCGAGGCAAAGCUAGGAUUUGCGCAUCAGGCCCCCAACGAUGGUAGGAAGAGACUGCCCCAAGAUUGGAAGAAAAAGGGUCAGUUAAUGUUCGUUGACCACGAUGGUCAAACGACGGAGAUUGACGACUACUCAGAUCUUGGGGAGUUCACAGAGCACGAUGGGGGUAGUGAGACUUCAGAUGGUGGAGUCAUAGCACCCAUCAAGGAGAAGGCUAGGGCGACCGGGAAGAAGAAGGUAGGACGGUCCACGGGUCAGGGCGACCAAGGAACACCCGCAUGGGUGAAGAUUGGUUUAGAAUACGAGGUGUGGCGUGACCGCGUUGCUAGGGACCAACAAUCGGGCAAGAAUGGUUCAGCAGGAGGCACCAGCUCGGCAACGAGUUCGCCAAUGGACAGAACUGGAAAAACAGUACAGGAAUCGGCCGGGGGAGGGGAGGAGGACACAGACAAAAUGUCACAGGAUGCAGAUCCGGACGCUGGCGGACAGGAUGGCAGUGAGGAUGAGGAUUGGGGAGAGGAGGAGGAUGAAGUGGAGGAGGAGGAGGAGGAACCAGAAACAUUAGCACAGUGGAUUAGGACGAUUCAUAAGCUGCAGUGGGAGAGGCAUAUAGAAUGUGAAAUCCGUCUGGCGCAUCACAAACAUUUGUGCAAUCUGAAGAAAGCCACAGCGGAGGGAGAUGAUAUCACAAUAGCAAACCGUUUUGAAUUGCUGAAGAAGGAGCAAGAGGUGAAUGAGUUUUAUGCAACGCAGUAUGCGUGGAAGGCCAGACCAGACAACAAUGACAUUGUAGUACAUAGCUUGGGGUAUGCCAAACAGUUCAUAUGGCCAAAAUCUUAUCAUCCACAGGGGCUGAAGAGAUCAGAGCAGAAACGCAAAGCAAGGCAAGAAGCAGCGGAGGGGUCAAGCAGCAGCAACCAAGAAUCGGUGGAUUCAGACCAAGGAACGACAGAGGAAGAAUAGAUGGAGGAGGAAAAGAGACAGGCAGCUAUUUUGGAGGCGCAAAUCAACGUUCUUAAGGAUC